Sander lucioperca (pikeperch) is the source of this 444-nucleotide messenger RNA. It is a transcript of the gene rps21, whose product is annotated as ribosomal protein S21. Gene Ontology annotation, cellular component: cytosolic small ribosomal subunit; ribosome. The transcript has 6 exons. The record is from RefSeq and is a predicted model, not a curated record. Gene Ontology annotation, biological process: endonucleolytic cleavage in ITS1 to separate SSU-rRNA from 5.8S rRNA and LSU-rRNA from tricistronic rRNA transcript (SSU-rRNA, 5.8S rRNA, LSU-rRNA); translation; endonucleolytic cleavage to generate mature 3'-end of SSU-rRNA from (SSU-rRNA, 5.8S rRNA, LSU-rRNA). Bases 145 to 396 code for a protein of 83 amino acids. Gene Ontology annotation, molecular function: structural constituent of ribosome. NCBI's taxonomy places the organism in Eukaryota, Metazoa, Chordata, Actinopteri, Perciformes, Percidae.
CGCGCAUGUGCAGAACAGCCCGGCAACUAUUCAUAGUAAACACUAGAAAGAGAUAUUUCUCCUUCCGGGUCGGCUUCUCUUCCUUUCCCUGUCGGCCAUUUGUCGCAUACGAGUUGUAACCGACCGCGUGGACAACCUGUAAACAUGCAGAACGACGCUGGUGAAUUUGUGGACCUUUACGUCCCACGUAAAUGCUCUGCUAGCAACAGAAUCAUCGGAGCCAAGGACCACGCCUCUGUCCAGAUCAACAUCGCUGAGGUUGACAAGGUGACCGGCCGCUUCAACGGUCAGUUCAAGACCUACGCCAUCUGUGGCGCCAUCCGCAGAAUGGGCGAGUCUGACGACUCCAUCCUGAGGCUGGCAAGGGAUGAUAGCAUUGUUGCAAAGACCUUCUAAGAGCGAUGCUGGAGCAGUGGACACUUUGUCAAUAAAAUGAAAAACCAA